Messenger RNA from Brienomyrus brachyistius, 3329 nucleotides. RefSeq lists its product as uncharacterized. Lineage: Eukaryota; Metazoa; Chordata; Actinopteri; Osteoglossiformes; Mormyridae. The record is from RefSeq and is a predicted model, not a curated record. The transcript has 10 exons. The coding region runs from base 643 to 2745 and encodes 700 amino acids.
GAAAGAGCAUGGAGGGCUCUAGUUACGACGACAGUGAUGACAUUACCUUUAUUUUAUGCGAAGUAUGUAAUGCUAAAAUUAGAGGAGAAACGCAGUACAAGAUACAUCUGACUGAGAAUCAGCACCUAAAGGGCUCUUUAGAAGAGAGAAGCCCCUACCAAAAUGGAGCAGUAUAUGCCAGUACAUUGACUACUUGCAGCUGGAUGAGCCCAUAAUUGGUAAGAAAUGCUGUCCGUUUUUCUUGGGUGUUGAUUGACUUGCGUGAGCCUCAGCUCAAAUAGCAGCUGGAGAGAAAGCAAGGGAGAUGCUCUCGAAUCCACAGCUACGGUAUACUUGCAUGUUAUUGGCUUGUUUAGAAAGGACUGCAGUAGUAGCCUUUACCACAACCUGCUCUAGAUCAGGGGUCUCCAACUCAGGCCCUGCAGAGCUACUAUCCAGUAGGUUUUCUGUCCUACCUGGCUUCUGAUGAGCCACACCUGCUCUCAGUUGGAGACCCCUGAUAUAAAGAGUUUAUUCAAAUAACCCGGAGUUGGAGACCCCUUGUUCUAGAUUAAACCACGACUCCAAAAAAGUAACAUUGGCAACAAUGCAGCUGGUUUGACUGAUUUGGGACUCUGUCAUUCCUGCACUGAUGUAAAUACCAUGUUUCCUGCUUUUCUUAAAGGUCUGCAGCACCUGGUGGAGGUGGACAGCAGCGGUCCCGGGCUCAGGUACCUGUGCCGGCUCUGUUUCACAGAGGCGGACCUUCCCGGUAUCACCAACCACAUCCUGAGCCGGAAGCACCGGCAGAAGUACCUGGUGACCAAUCGGCCCGACUUGGUGACAUGGAAUGUUAACAAUGUGAAUCAGCUGGGGAAGUUGGUGCGGGCCAAGGCUGAAGUGGUAGAACGUCAAGAUGGCCGUGGUGUUCCCCAGGAAAGGAAGAGAAAAAGAGAGGUGAAGCCACAUCUUGGCACUUUCAAAGUUACCCUGAAGGAGACCCAUGGUGGAAUGGAAGACCAGCAGGAUUACAACAAAGCCCGCCAGAACCAAGCCAUGGGUGGAUUCAGUCGCUGGGAGGCGAGGAGGGAGAUGACAGGUUCGGGCAGGGAAUUCACCGAAAAGGACCGUUACGGACAGCGGUACGGAAGAGGAAACUCGUAUGGGAGGGGCUACCAUGAGGAAGACCGUGGCGAGCAGCGUUACCGGGACGAUGGUUCUUAUGAUGAAGAGUACCCAUACAAGGGCCCUUAUGAGCAACGGUAUCCGGAUGCUGAGCCUUAUAGAGAAGCCUGUGCUGGGGGAAGCCAGUUUCGGCAAGAACAUUUGGAUGAGGAGUCUUAUGAGGAAGAUUCCUGGCAGGAAAGGCAGGAGGAAUGGGGUCACCAUGACGAUGUGGACAGACGCAGGCAGAGGUUCCUGGACUCUUCGGAGGAGAGGAAGCGAGAGAGGCUGGUGCAUCUUCUGCGUGACUGUGCACAGAAAUCUCAACACACCGACCUCCCUGAGGGGCACGCUGGGGGUCGUGGGAACAGGGCAGAGCUUUCAGAGGGACCUGAUCGAGGGUUCGGUUACAGCAGAAGGGGUGAGAGGAGACUGCCGUUUGAUGGAAAGCAAGUGAGGAAGCCUGCGAUGUAUAACAGGGAUGAUGGCAUGAGAAGCACCCAGUUUGAUGGACCACAGUAUGACAGAGGUGAGAGAUCAAGCUUCCACAGAGAACUUCCUUACAGAGACGACGACCGACUGUCUAGAGAAGACAACAACCUUCCUAGAAAGAGGAUGAGACCAGAUGCUGGUUCGCAGAAGCAGGUGGAUUGCAGAAGGGCUGAGCAGCAGAAUGUUAAACAAAAUAUUUUGGAUGUGCUGAACAACAUUGAAAUUGAGACCAUGGAUGAAGCCAACUCCUUCCAGGACAAGCUGUGUAACCUUGUGGAGGAGUUUCAAGCAAACAAAUCUGAGAAGGCUAUGUCCAACAAGAAGGAGCCCAUGUUUUCCAAAGACUACAAUCAUAUGAGCACUGACCAAGAAGAGCACAGAGGCAGUAUGGAGUGGAGAGAGUCUUGGCAAAGCUGCCCGCCAGGCGACCACAUGCGUCCACGGGACGCCUACCUUCAGAACCCCAGAGAUGGCUGUCAGGAUGACCCACAAGAUCACUAUCAUCCUGACGUCAGAGAUAACCAUGACGGUUACCAUGAACGGCCUAAUAGUCGCGGCCGUCGCAGGGGAAAUUCACUGGAGCAUUUCGAAUAUAAUUCACAGGAGCCGUUGGAAGGGGAUUUCCAAGACUCUGCAGGUGGGUACAGAGAUUCAAGAGAGACAAGAAAUUUUUAUGGGGGCCCCCCCAGAACAUUCGAAGACCGCUAUGACAGACGUGCCAAGGAAGAGCAGCUGACAGACAGACGUCAAUCCAAUGAUUGCCUGGAAUCGACAGCGGCGCAGCAAGAUCACCAUAAGGGAGGUUUCAGACAUGUGGCUCGCAGUUCCAGAGAGCAGAGACCCGGCAGGCCGCCUUACCCGCGAUCCGAAGCCCCCCCUGGAGACACUUGGUCGCCCUCUGAGAGACCGGAGAGGUCCUUCUACCCCCGCAGCGGCACUCCUGGUGAGGGGCGCGGUCACAGACGUCGUGGCUCGCCCUGCUACCCCGAGCAGCCUGGAUACAGGCCGAGGCGAGGCCACGGGUCGCCCACAGAUCCCCCACCCUCCUCCAGCCUUAACAAAAUCACAUCCACCCUCCUGCAGCUCGUGGCACGUAAAGGGUCAUUUUAGAGCGGUUAGGGGACCUAGACUGUCUGGUCAGCGGCUGAACUGUAACCUAUAAUUUCCUAUCCUUUAUAGUAUGUAAUUUUACUUUAAUAGUAGUUGUAAUUUUAACACCUAUUAAACUUGAUAAUUAAGGUGUGUGUUGAGCAGGGAAAUCUGCAACCUCUGUUGUAUUUGGACCCGGCAGGACUGGAAUUGGAAAGCUUUUCCUUAUACUCUGGUGUAAUGUCUGGACAAUAUAAUGAUAUAAAAAAAUUAGAUAAUGUCCAAAACCCUGUUUUUCUCCCUCGGGGAUAUAAUGGUCAUCAAGGAGGUCGUGAAGUCAGAUAGUAAACAUCGGGCCUUUGGGUAUUAACAGAACAGCUUUACUGGCCUGGAAUUGUGACCCAUUUACAGGUGCAUGAAUGAGUGUGACCUUUGUGUUUCGUUCCCUGCUGAAAGGUACCUCACUUAUACCAUCCAAAUGGGCGAAAUGUAAAACUAGUCUGUCUAUAUUCACUGGUUAUAAAAUGAUGACGCAGCGGCUUGGAAUCUUGGAAAUGUGCCAUCUUGUCGGAGAGUUACUUAAUAUUAAAAUGCGUAUCUAAUAA